Molecule: messenger RNA, 1693 nt
Organism: Pogoniulus pusillus (Red-fronted tinkerbird)
Lineage: Eukaryota; Metazoa; Chordata; Aves; Piciformes; Lybiidae
Product: sterile alpha motif domain-containing protein 1-like
Exons: 3
Coding region: 38-559 (173 amino acids)
Biological process (GO): Golgi to plasma membrane protein transport
Cellular component (GO): plasma membrane
Source: RefSeq, a predicted model, not a curated record
UCCCGGAGGGAGCUGCGGGCAGAGGCUCCCGGGGCCAAUGCCCUCGGGGAGGGGACACGCAGGGAGCCGCUCCCGGUACCUCCCGCCGCGGGUGGCCGCUGGGAGCCGGGGGCGGGAGCGGACGGGACGGGGACGAACGCUCCGGUACCGGCACCGGCAGCGGCACCGGCAGCGGCACCGGCACCGAGCGGGAAUGGAAUCCAAACCCCCCCCCGGGGGCACCGUGGCAGGGCUGGCACAGUGCCAGGGCCAGCUGGAGGAGGUGGCAGCGCUGAUGAGGCAGAACCUGGGGCGGGCACUGGAGCGGGAAGGGCACCUGGCAGAGCUGGAAGGACGGGCACAGGAGCUGCAUGUCAUGAGCAGGAGCUUCACCCGCAGGGCACAGGCAGUGGCUGGGCAGCAGCGCAGGGCACACAGGCGCCACCGGGCGCUGCUCUUCGGCCUCGCUGCUGCCUUCCUCCUGCUCCUCCUCCUCAUCCUGGCACUGGCACUGUGGCUGGCCCGCCCUGCCCCUGCCCUUGCCGAUGCCACCCCGAGGACGACGCCUGGAGGGCACUGAGCACACAGGGGACAGGACCAGGACCUGUUUGGGGACCCCUCAGAGCGACCAGGACCUGUUCUGGGGGCACCUCAGAGCGACCAGGACCUGCCUGGGGACACCUCAGUGCGACCAGGACCUGCCUGGGGACCCCUCAGAGCGACCAGGACCUGUUUGGGGGCACCUCAGAGCGACCAGGACCUGUUUGGGGACCCCUCAGAGCGACCAGGACCUGCCUGGGGACACCUCAGAGCGACCAGGACCUGCCUGGGGACCCCUCAGAGCGACCAGGACCUAUUUGGGGGCACCUCAGAGCGACCAGGACCUGUUUGGGGGCACCUCAGAGCGACCAGAACCUAUUUGGGGGCACCUCAGAGCGACCAGGACCUGUUUGGGGGCACCUCAGAGCGACCAGGACCUGCCUGGGGACCCCUCAGAGCGACCAGGACCUGUUCUGAGGGCACCUCAGAGUGACCAGGAGCUAUGUGGGGACACCACAGAGCGACGAGGACCUGUUUGGGGACACCUCAGAGUGACCAGGACCUGUCUGGGGACCACUCAGAGCGACCAGGACCUGUUCUGAGGGCACCUCACAGCGACCAGGACCUGCCUGGAGACCCCUCAGAGCGACCAGGACCUGCCUGGGGACCCCUCAGAGCGACCAGGACCUGCCUGGGGACACUUCCAAGGGACCAGGACCUGUUUUGGGGACACCUCACAGGGACCAGGACCUCAGCCUGCUCCAAGACACUUCCAGGACCUGCCUGGGGACACCUCAGAGCGACCAGGACAUGUUCUGAGGGCACCUCAGAGUGACCAGGACCUAUGUGGGGACACCACAGAGCGACCAGGACCUGCCUGGGGACCCCUCAGAGCAACCAGGACCUGUUUGGGGACCCCUCAGAGCAACCAGGACCUGUCUGGGGACCCCUCAGAGCGACCAGGACCUGUCUGGGGACCACUCAGAGUGACCAGGACCUGUUUGGGGACACCUCAGAGCAACCAGGACCUGCCUGGGGACCCCUCAGAGCAACCAGGACCUGGCUGGGACCCUCCAGCAGCCUCUGCAGGCGCCGAGAAGGCUCCAACAGGACACAGCUUUGGGGUCACCUGCGGGGGGGGAGCCCCAAAUAAACCCCCCCAGAGCUGUGCCAA